AUGACACGUCUUAGGCACAUUGACUUUGUUGGUACUAUUCUAUUUAUCGGCGCGACGGUUGCCUUCGUCAUGGCUGUCUGCUUCGGAGGCAUCCUCUAUAAUUGGAACUCGGGACAAAUGAUAGCUCUGUGGAUUGUUAUGGGCAUCCUCUACAUUGCUCUUGGAGUGCAGCAAGUGCAGACAAUUUUCACUAACAAGGUUGAUCGCAUGUUUCCCGUCGAAUUCUUCACAGCCAAGUACAACAAGGAAAUCCUUAUUCUUUUUGCAUCAAUCGCCGCGGCAUCCACUAUCGCAUUCACACCUCUUUAUAUGAUCCCAUUAUACUUCCAGUUUACACGUUCCGAUGGGGCGUUGGACGCUGGAGUACGCCUGCUGCCGCUUAUCUGUACAAUGGUGUUCUUUUGCAUCGCUAACGGCGGCAUUAUGGCAGCUACAGGCUACUACAUGCCGUGGUACUUGUUUGGGGGCAUUCUCAGUCUCGUUGGCGGGGUGCUGUUCUUUGCUGUGGUCGACACAGACACAUCGACCGCAAAAAUCUAUGGGUAUAGCGUGUUCAUUGGUAUCGGUUCGGGGUCCUUUAUACAGUCGUCGUUCUCUGUAGCUCAGGCUAUAGUCGAGCCGCACAACAUUCCUAACGCUGUGGGCUUUAUUUCUCUUGGCCAAGUCUCUGGGCUCACUAUUGCGCUGGCUAUCGUCAACAGUGUAUUGGUGAAUGGUGCCCAGGACAGACUUACCAAGAUUUUGCCCAAUCUAAGCAAAGACGCUGUGCAAGGUGCUAUCGCGGGAGUCAACUCUAUGAUAUUUGACGGCUUGAGCGCUGAAAAGCAAAGAGAGGUCCUUGACGCGAUUGUGAAAAGCAUCAGCGACACUUAUGGCACAACGAUCGCAGCCGGAGCUUUGGUGAUAGUCAUGAGCGUUUUCAUGUCAAGGCAAAAGCUGUUCCUGCAGGCGGGCCAAGCUGGCUAA
Molecule: messenger RNA, 966 nt
Organism: Phaeoacremonium minimum UCRPA7
Lineage: Eukaryota; Fungi; Ascomycota; Sordariomycetes; Togniniales; Togniniaceae
Product: putative mfs drug efflux protein
Exons: 2
Coding region: 1-966 (321 amino acids)
Biological process (GO): transmembrane transport
Molecular function (GO): transmembrane transporter activity
Source: RefSeq, a predicted model, not a curated record